Messenger RNA from Anopheles nili, 789 nucleotides. RefSeq lists its product as uncharacterized. NCBI's taxonomy places the organism in Eukaryota, Metazoa, Arthropoda, Insecta, Diptera, Culicidae. The coding region runs from base 1 to 789 and encodes 262 amino acids. The transcript is spliced from 3 exons. The record is from RefSeq and is a predicted model, not a curated record.
AUGAGUAAAACCAAAACUAAUGGCAAAAAAGUGGCCAAAAGCGUGCGAAACGUAUUGGCCCAACCGUUCAAUGUGAUUUGGCCCACAAUUCCGGAUAAUGAUGCCACACGAUGUUCGAAAUAUCUUCAGCGUAUAGAUCGCAAACGCAUCGUCAGCGGCUGCAAUGGAGUCAUAAAGCUACUGCAAAAUGGGCAAGCGCUGGCGUUUUUCAUACUGGCCUCGUUUAACCCGCAGAUAUUUGCUAAAUUGAUUAUUCAAAUGGCACGUAAGCGAAAUCCGGCCGUACUCGUGCUUGCGUUGCCAUCGUUUCCGGUGGGAUACAGUGAUAAUAGUAUGAUAAUGGCAAUCACCGAAGACAAAGGACACGAACAGCCGGAACCAAUACAAAACCUGUUGAAAUGGAUGAAAGCUUUAUCGGUGCGGAACGGAUUUAUCAGCAAACAGAACGAACACCCUAAACCUGAGACGAGUCAGCUGUCUCCAAAAGGUAAAAUUCAACCUGACUUAUCUAUGACCGAUGAAGAAGUAGCCAAAUUUUACGUGUUCGAAUCGACAUCAGAAGCCGGUUCUAGUGAUGGCAAAAAUAGCAUGAAACAUUUAGCUUCGGAAGAGUCUGAGCAUUUUAUUUCACUCUCUGGCUACAGUAGCAGUAGCGCCGUUACGAAGAGUAAACCGCAACAACAGCUCAUCAAUCGGAGGCCGUUCCAGCAAGCGUACGUGCCUCUCAAGGUCAAACGCGUUCAAGGAAACCCCAAUCGUACAGAGCAUAAAAAGAAGAAGCGAACCUAA